This is a messenger RNA of Nematolebias whitei (Rio pearlfish), 1404 nucleotides long. RefSeq names its product shisa family member 8b (gene shisa8b). Bases 1 to 1398 code for a protein of 465 amino acids. The transcript has 4 exons. Gene Ontology annotation, biological process: regulation of short-term neuronal synaptic plasticity; regulation of AMPA receptor activity. Lineage: Eukaryota; Metazoa; Chordata; Actinopteri; Cyprinodontiformes; Rivulidae. The record is from RefSeq and is a predicted model, not a curated record. Gene Ontology annotation, cellular component: dendritic spine membrane; AMPA glutamate receptor complex; postsynaptic density.
AUGGCAGCAACCAACUACUCAUCCUGCCAUCUUUUUAUCUUCUUCUUUUCUUUCUUCGUGUCCUUCCUGCUUCAGCAGCCAGUCCUCAGCCAGGACUCGCUCAGCUCCAGGAUAACAGAACCCGAGAGCGACCCAGUCAUCGUCUCCACCACACCAGCCAACCUGACAGCUUUCAGCUAUAAGGACAUAACCCAGAGAACUCCUCCAGAGACAGAGCUUUCCACCCCUGCUAGUGGUGGAGACGCAGAUGAUGAAGACGUCCCUCCUAUUGGAGGGACGCGCUGUCAAGGUUACUAUGAUGUGAUGGGUCAAUGGGACCCACCUUUCAACUGCAACGCAGGUGUCUUUCUGUACUGCUGUGGCACCUGUUUCUACCGCUUCUGCUGUCAGUUCCGCCAGCAGCGACUGGAUCAGACCAUUUGCUCCAACUAUGACACCCCCAUCUGGGCCAACACUGGCAAGCCAGUGGCUACCAUCACAGAGGGUCAGGGGGACGCGGAUCGGGACCGCACACAUCUCAUUGUUUACAUCAUUUGCGGUGUGGUUGCCGUCAUGGUGCUGGUGGGCAUCUUUACCAAACUGGGUCUGGAGAAGACCCGUGGUGGAAGUGGAGGAGGAGCAGGGUUACCUCAGAUGGACCUCAGCUCCAGGACCCUGACAGACCUGUUGAAGCAGCAGGGAAGUGAAACCAGCUCAGUAGAAAAUGUCACAACCAGUGCACCCAGUGGAGGGAGAUCCAACAGCAUCUCAGCCAGGAUGCUGCACAGUAGGAGUGAACAAUACCAGCUGAAUAAUUCAGUUUAUGGACCAGUUGGACAAGCUCUUCCACAUCCACAGAGCAACCACAGCACUCUGGGACUGAACAAAUUUAACUCCCUCAAAGCAGUGGCUGAAACUGCUUCCCGGAGCUACUACAAGAGUUUCCCUAUUAUGGACUUCUCCCAUUACCAACCUGCAAUGCCCCCUCCCUUACAGCCCAAAGAGAAGUCCUACAUCCACAAGCCCCAGUCAGCACACCACAACAUGCAUACCCCUCUUGCCAUCUCCAUCUCCUCUAGCCAUCUAGAGCAGUCACACCUUCCCAAGACCGCCACACACCCAUUUCUAGUCAACUCAGCUUUCAAAGCCUGGGAGCCAGCUGGCCGCCAUGUCCACAGGCAGACCUCUGCUCCGGCACACACCUCCUCCUCCCUGCAUGGCUCCACUCGGCGACAUGGCUGCUCGACGAGGAGGCAACAGAGCACAGAAAACAUGGCAGACGUCUUCAAUAAAUCCUAUGGAGGGACGUACGAAGGAGGAGCAGGGCAGGAGUUGCAACAGACAGCUCAGCCUUCCUAUUACCUCCAUGGUAGACAGAAGAGCUACUCUACCCACAGUGCAACAGAGGUGACUGUCUGAGAGCCU